GCUCUCUUUCCUUUGCAGGAGCUGAAGGCUCUGGUGGCUCAGCACAAUGUCAGUGCUUCUAAACAACCUGGCAACUCCCGCACCUGCUUCCCAGGCAGCCUCCCCUCCAGCCAGAGCCAGCGCAGGUACCACUUGGAGAAGGUUUUUGUGGUGUCUCAGGCUGGGAACUGCAGAGUGAUGGCGUACUGUGACUCGCUGAGCUGUCUCGUGGUAUCGCAGCCUUCUCCACAGUCUACUUUUAUUCCUGGCUGCGGUGUGAAGAUGAUGAGCGUGGCCAACCUGAAGAGCAGUCAGUACAUCCCCAUCCACAGCAAACAGAUCCGGGGGCUGGCUUUUGGCAGUCGUGCAGAUGGCUUGCUGCUGUCUGCCGCUCUGGACAACACUCUCAAACUCACCAGCUUGGCAACAAACACUGUGGUACAGACAUACAAUACUGGCCGCCCUGUCUGGAGCUGCUGCUGGUGUCUCGAUGAUACAAACUACAUCUAUGCUGGGUUGGUCAACGGCUCCAUCAUGAUAUAUGAUCUGAGAGACACCAGCUCCCACGUCCAGGAACUAGUCCCUCAGAAGUCCAGGUGUCCCAUGGUAUCGCUGUCUUAUCUGCCUCGAAUGGCCUCGGCCUCUUUGCCCUAUGGUGGUAUACUGGCUGGGACCUUGGAAGGAGCUUGUUUCUGGGAACAGAAGGCUGGGAACUGCUACCGGCCUCAUCACCUGCUGCUGGAGCCAGGGGGAUGCAUUGAUAUUCAGACAGAGAGCACCACACGGCACUGCCUCGCGACGUACAGGCCCAGUAAAAGUAACCCAUGUGUGCGUUGUGUCCUGAUGGAGCUGACCUGCACCCCGCUGACAGAGGCCUCUGAAGAUGUGGUCUGCUCUUCUAACCCCGUUCAGACUUUCAGUGCUGGACCCACCUGCAAGCUGCUGACCAAGAAUGCCAUUUUCCAGAGCCCAGAGGAGGAUGGCAGCAUCUUCGUGUGCGCUGGCGACGAGGCAUCUAAUUCUGCCAUGCUCUGGGAUGCUGGCAGCGGCUCCUUGCUGCAGAAAUUGCAGGCUGACCUGCCCGUGCUGGACAUCUGCCCCAUGGAGGUGAACCAAACCCACCUGCUGGCUACUCUGACGGAGAAGGCAGUGAAGCUGUACAGGUGGCAGUGAGCGUGUCCCCGUGGUGCUCACCAUGAGGGCUUCCCAAGUGUGCUGCUGAUGGGCCCUACAGCAACAGCACAGUCCCACAUGCUGCUUGGUGUCCUGCACAUGCUGCUUGCAAGAGGCAGGAGCUGCAGCAGCACCUUUCUGGCAGCAGUCAGGAACUGGGGCACAGAGGUGCCUGGGGUGCUUCCUGUCAUCCUCCAUCCUCCUUUUUCAGGUCUGUCAUUAUUUCUCCAUUGGUCAAUUUUUUACAGUCGAGCUCAGCAAGCUGCCUCAGCACAGCAAUAAUUCUUGGCCCGUCUCCAGCGUGUGUUGCUGCACUUUUUCCAGUGUGAAUAUAUUAGAGGGAUUUGCAACUGUCUUCUACAAAUCAACAGAAAAAAGGAACUUGAAGACCUGUGACUCCCACUGUACUCUCACAUGGAGUACUGCUAUGAUUACUGGGUGAUGAAAAGAUGGCAAUGCUGGCACCUCACCGGCGUUGCUGAUGCUUGGUGUAAAAGCAGAAUCACUAUUUCAGAGAACAUAUCCCCAUGUUCUUUUUUGAAGGCAGAGGGCAAAGGCAGUUAGCAGGUCCUGAGGAGGAGAGACCCCGUGUUGUGGCCAUGAAGAGAGCAGGCUUGAAAAAUCUGCAGUUUUUUUUCUCUCCCUGUGAGCAUAUAAUUUUUUUUGCACUGUGGUUGCCCAACCCUGUCCCCCAUCUCCCUCUCUCUCCCUCCUUCACCUGCCACCAACAUCCAAGCAAACUCGGGCAGUGUGGUUGUGGAAAAUGGAAGCUCAUAUGAAGGUAGGGGGUGUGGGGGAUACUUGUACUGCUGGCUGCUGCAGUCUGCGUGUCCUUCCUUGCAGUGCAUCAGUACUUCAACAGCCCGUACAGCAGAGGAGAAUGCUGGCUCUUCUCCUGUGGGGCAUCAGUGGGGCUGCCCAUGGGGAUCAGCCCUGGCUGGUGCAGCUGAUUCUUGGCAUCUAUACUGUGAAUAUGCUGCAGGGUAUAGGAAUGCUCAUUUCCACAUCAAAUCAUGGAACAAGACUUUGGUUUCCUUUUGUUUAUCAAAAGCAAAGCUGUGAGGAUGUUAGAGAAGCCACAAGGCAAGUCCCUGUGUUGGCACCGUGUCCCUGGGCACAGCACUGUGCUAGCAGCAUCUGACCUGGGCAUGUGGAGCCUGCUACCACUCAUGCUGCCAGAACAGUUUUGUUUUCUGGGACGUGCAAGGUAGGAUCCUGCUUGAGUCUGGUGAGAUCUCUGCUUAACUUUGUAAAUUUAUGUAUAUUAUUUUAUUUUUCUAUGCUGUAAAAAUAAAGUGUUUAUAGUUAUCAAAUAUAGUCGGUGCUGCUGUACCUUAGAAGCACCUCAGCAGUAAAUGCUGCUUGUCCUGUGGCUGUGAGUGAGCGGCCCCGUUUGCAGGUAAGCUUUCUCAUGUUUUGCACUGGGGUUCAGACUGAAAUAAUGGCUUUCCAUCCUCCCCCCCAAAAAUCUUCACAUGCACGCAGGAAGAAAGAAAUUAAGAUUUCCCAUCUUCUGAUUUUCUAGGUAGCAAUUAUUUUCUAUUGUCUCUCUUAUUCCUGCAGGAUGGCAUUAACAAAUUAAAUUCUGUUGAAAUAAAUGAAAGGGAAAUUAGCAUUUUGAUGUUCUAUUCAAACCCAGAGUUUGGAAGAAUUUUUCAAAGAUUUUAGAUGCUAAGAACCACACACAUUGCUGUCACAGGUUCACAGUAAGCUUUGGCAAAGAGCACCUAAACUGCGUGCAGAAAGCUGCACUGAGGGCUGGGGGAAGGUCAGAUGUGUUAAUUAAACAGGUGCUCAUCUUGUCUGGAGUCAAAGGGGCAGAUUCUGGAUAGGGAGAAGAAAAAUCAGUGUCUGCAAUAUGCAGGGCAGCUGUCAUUAGGGGCUGGAGGCAGGGAGCUAUUUCUGCUUCUGUCUCUGGGAAGAUUUGGAGCGAGGCAGCCCUGUGGCAGCUCCUGGAGUAAAUGUGAUGGGAGGCAAUAGGUAAGCUCUGCUCUCUGCAGAUGGGGCUUUCCUGUUGGCUGUGUGCACUGCUGCUUUUCUGCAGCCUGCUGCGGAGGAGCAUCGUUCCUCAUUUCAAUUCUUAUCUCCUUUUGAGAUAAAGAUUUUUAGGGACAAAUACUGAAGAGGCAAAAGUGCCUCUUGCUCAGUUUACUCGUCUUUGCUUAAAGAGAAAAAGCCAAGAGAAAAAGCCCAGCUGUGUUUGGAUGGCAGUGAGCUGUGGGCUCAGAUGCUGCCGGGUUGUGCCUGCAGGAAACCUGUGCACAGAGCAUUGCUGACGAGAUCUUGGAGCUGCAGCAGCGUUGGGGAGCACUGAGGGGAUGUGGACAGUGCUGCAGUCCCAUCUCUUGGUAAGCAGUGCCCCUGAGUAAUGAAAAAUGGAGGAGGUUGGGCAGAGCUACGCCCUGCCGUGCUUAUCUGAUGUUCAGAGUGACCUCGGGAUGAACCCAGCAGGUAACAGGCAAUGCCUGGGCUGUGCUGGGCAGGAGGGGAAGUGCCUCAGCCUCAUCUCGGUGAUUAUCCCACCUGCUGAAGCGUAAUUAAUUGCAGAGUCCCCAGGGGUUGGUUUUGCUUCCGCUAGCAGUGGAUGGGGUGUCUGCCCACCGUGCUUGAGAUGGCAUCAAGCUGGGAGCAGCAGAAGGCUGGGGAAGAACUGUGGCUCAUCAGGGGGAAAUUGCCUUUUGUUUUUUCCUUUUCUUCAAGUGUGAGUGUGGGAGGCACGAGGCUCACCCUGACCCAAGGGAUGCUGUCUCCUGUUUGUCCCCAGCCUCCUUGGAAUCUAAGCAUUGCCGUGCUCUGCCUAUUUCCAUGCUCAGAUAGGCGAAGAUGCAAAGCUGUGGCCCAGGAGAUAAGUGGAGACAAAGUGGAAGUGAAGCACCAGCCUUCAUCAGCAGAGAUGGGCAACGGGUGUAGAGGCUGUGCUGAAGUCCUGGGCUGUGCAAGGGACGGAGCCUCAGCGCUGCUUGGUGGCUGAGCCAAAAUUCAGGACCGUGGGAGCGAGCAGUCUGUGUCCAGUCAGAAACUGGAGCAUCUGCCCUGCGUUGGACAAGUUUUCUUCCCCACAGAGUGACGAUGCUGCAUUGUGCUGAGCUGCUGGGGUUACUGCCCAGGCAGAGAUGUCGCUGUGCACAAAGAAAUCUCUCUUCCUUGUUGAACUUGUGGUGUGGACACAGUGUGGGGCUCUUCUUUAUGAAAUGUGUGUUUGGGGAUGGGCUAUCAGGAUGUUAUAGCCCUAGGUUGGAGCAGGACUUUCCCAGGAGUGCAGAGAGCUCAGCAGAAGGACGCAGGGGUGCUGCUGCUCCUGGAAAAGAGGGCAGCUGAGGCUGGGGAAGGAGCUGGAAGCUGUGCACUGCCUCUGCUGCUCCUCUCCUCCUGGUCCUGUUGGAGGAGGAGGAGCAGAGCCAGCUCUCAUGCUGGGCCUUUCCAAUCGUUUCCCAUAAGCCAGAUCUGCUGCCAAGCACUGGGUGGAUUUUUGCUGGCUUUUGUCUCUAAGUGUUUCCAGCUGCGCAGCUGCUGGGUGCCAGCACGAAGCAUCCCUCCCAAGCACUGCUUUCCCGGCAGCCAACGCAAGAAGCACGGGGACUUUGCCAGCUCACCCAUCUCCCUUCAUGCCAUGGUCUCUGCCUGGAUGCACACCCAGGUGGGGCUGCUGAAGGUCUGCCUGCACUCUCCAGGAGCACAGCCUCUGCAGGGUGACUGCCAGGGCUCCGCCAUCUACUGCUGCAGCGCUCAGGGUGAGAUUUUGAGGUUUGGUGAAGCAGUACAGCUCAGACUGGAUGGAUUUCCUUAGUGUGAGAUGCUGAAGUCUGGCUCCCAGGGAGGAGGGAGCUGUGGUGAUACCAAACACUGCUCCUGGGGAGGCUGUCAGGCAGAAACCCGCCUGGCUCUUCUAUGAGCUCGCAGUGUGAAAAGUGUGUUCCCUGUGCUCGCUCCUUUCUGACCCCUAAAUGGGGAAUUAAAUAU
Molecule: messenger RNA, 5112 nt
Organism: Meleagris gallopavo (turkey)
Lineage: Eukaryota; Metazoa; Chordata; Aves; Galliformes; Phasianidae
Source: RefSeq, a predicted model, not a curated record